Messenger RNA from Phalaenopsis equestris, 1391 nucleotides. Its product is annotated as putative 12-oxophytodienoate reductase 11. The transcript has 5 exons. The record is from RefSeq and is a predicted model, not a curated record. Lineage: Eukaryota; Viridiplantae; Streptophyta; Magnoliopsida; Asparagales; Orchidaceae. Gene Ontology annotation, molecular function: oxidoreductase activity; FMN binding. The coding region runs from base 118 to 1218 and encodes 366 amino acids.
CAACUCGCCAUAAGCAAUGACGCGAGAUAGAAUCUUCUUAUAGUAUAAAUAAGAGAGCAGUAUGGAAGAGAGAAGAACAGAGGGUACGAAUUCUUUGUUCUCUGGUUUUGGGAGGGAAUGGCUCAAUCGCCUCUCCUCACUCCCUACAAAAUGGGACCUUUCGAUCUUUCCCAUAGAGUAGCGCUGGCACCACUGACGAGGCAGAGGUCCUUUGGCAAUGUCCCUCAACCCCAUGCGAUCUUAUAUUACUCUCAGAGAGCCUCCCAAGGCGGUCUUCUAAUAGCUGAAGCCACCGGAAUUUCAGAUACCGCCCAGGGGUAUGCAUCCACACCUGGAAUAUGGUCCAAAGAGCAGGUGGAAGCAUGGAAACCCAUCGUAGAUGCAGUUCACGAAAAGGGUGGUAUCUUCUUUUGUCAAAUUUGGCAUGUCGGGAGGGUUUCAAAUUAUGAUUUUCAGCCUAAUGGGCAGUCUCCAAUCUCAUCUACUGAUAAACCACUAAAGCCUGUAGUCCGAGCCAAUGGUAUUGAUGUUUCAACUUUCUCUCCUCCUCGGCGCUUGUCAACAGAAGAAAUCGCAGGUGUUGUCAAUGAUUUCAGGAAAGCAGCAAGGAAUGCCAUUGAAGCUGGCUUUGAUGGAGUUGAGAUCCACGGAGCUCAUGGAUAUUUAAUCGACCAAUUUCUAAAGGAUCAAGUCAAUGAUCGAAUUGAUAAGUAUGGUGGCAGCCUCGAGAAUCGCUGCCGCUUCGCGCUGGAGGUAGUUGAAGCUGUUGUCAAUGAGAUCGGUGCCAACAAGGUCGGCAUAAGGCUGUCUCCAUUCGCCGCCUACUCCGAAGCUGGGGAUUCAAACCCAGAAGCACUCGGCCUCUACAUGGCCAACUCACUUAACAAAUAUAGGAUUCUCUACUGUCAUAUGGUGGAGCCUAGGAUGAUUACAGUGGGCGAGAAGAUAGAGACUCCCCAUUCUCUCUUCCCAUUGAGGAGAGCAUUUAAGGGAACAUUUAUAGUUGCAGGAGGAUAUGACAGGGAAGAUGGGAAUAAGGCCAUUGCUAGUAAUUAUGCAGAUCUGGUUGCAUACGGUCGGGUGUUCUUGGCUAAUCCUGAUCUUCCUCGAAGGUUCGAGCUCGAUGCUCCUCUUAACAAGUAUGAUAGGACCACCUUUUACAUUCCUGAUCCUGUUAUUGGUUAUACAGACUAUCCAUUUCUUGAUUCUAAACCUUAAAGAUCAUUCUUCUGUUAAAAAUAUUACUAUAUCGGUUGUAAAGAUAAGUUACAACGCAAUAACUCUUGUUGCAUUAUACCUUAUGUUAGUUACUUCCUUUUCCUUAUUAUAAGGGUAUAAUCCCUAUGUACUUUGAAUCUAGCAUUUAUUAAGAAAAUGCGCCUUUAUUUGUU